Messenger RNA from Stegostoma tigrinum, 8997 nucleotides. It is a transcript of the gene eme1, whose product is annotated as essential meiotic structure-specific endonuclease 1. Gene Ontology annotation, biological process: double-strand break repair; mitotic intra-S DNA damage checkpoint signaling; replication fork processing. The coding region runs from base 370 to 2238 and encodes 622 amino acids. The transcript is spliced from 9 exons. The record is from RefSeq and is a predicted model, not a curated record. Lineage: Eukaryota; Metazoa; Chordata; Chondrichthyes; Orectolobiformes; Stegostomatidae. Gene Ontology annotation, cellular component: nucleus; Holliday junction resolvase complex. Gene Ontology annotation, molecular function: nuclease activity; DNA binding.
UCACACUCCAACAGGUCUAUUUGAAAACACAAGCUUGCGGAGCCUCAAUCCUUCUCCAGGCGGUAGUAUUUACACCGAGAUGAUUGGGGGAAAAUCUGUUCCCCGAACCAAUGGGUGAUCAGUGGGCGGGGUUUAGUGCGGUGGUGGCGGCAGUUUGGAGGAGAGCGCGCUGUUGCUCGAUUCCGAUGUGUUCCUCCCUUCCCGGCCGUUCUCCCACUGGAUCUCCCGCCUCUCCACUGUCCCCGCGCUUGAGCUUUUGCGACGCUUGUUAGUUCGCGCGUUUGCUGAAGUUUCAAGCGGGAAUUUGAUGCUGUGGUUGCUGGUACGCGAGGUCUGACAACUUGGAGUUAAUGGAAAUGCUAUGGUCUGAUGAUGGAAGAAGAAACUAGUGACACAGAUUUAAAUAAUGAUUCACUUGAACUGCCAGUUUUCAGUUUUACUGGCCUUCGAAGCCACACGGCCUGUGAUGGUGCAUUUGAUUCCAAGCACAGAACUCCGGAACAUUCAAACCUGGUUGUUAUAGAAGGUUCAGACUCUGAUAAUUGUGACCCUCCACUGGCCAAAACUAGUUGUUCUCAGACAAAUCCUAGGCACUCUGUUAAAUGCUUGCCUAAUGAAGUAGUAACAAUUGCAAGUAGUGAGAGUGAUGGUGAUGAGGAUCAGGAUCUUGUUAUCCCUCUAGCAGAGAGACUGAAAAGAAAGCUCACUAAAAACCAAAAUCUGGAGAAGUUUGACUACUCAAUUUCUAAAUCUAGUCAAGAAAAUUCCAAACCUAGCUCUUUACUCAAGGCAUCAAUUCCCAGUACCUGUCAAAUUAGCCAAGAUGAUUCUGAAAUUAAGGAGACUGAAGCUGUUCAGCUCAGUGAAGGCCAAGACGCAGGACCUGUGUUUGUUAGACGGAAAGCUUUUCGUUCACACUCUAUGUGGGACAUUUCAGACUCGGAUGAGGGAGAUGAAGCUUGUAAGUGGCAAGCAACAACAUCACAUAUUCCAGAUUUAAAUUCAGCUCAAGUGCAUGGUAGGAAUGCCUGUUCCACUGCAAAACCAGCAUCAGAUUCAUUCCAACCACAGAAAAAACUAAAAAGGAAUGUAGUAGAAAUAGAAAAUGCUCGAUCAGAUGCACUAAGAAAGCAGCAACAAAGAGAGCAACGGAAAUUAGAGAAAGAAAAUAUUCAGCGGCAAAAAGAAGAGGAAAAAGUGAUGAGAAAGGAGUUAGCCAACAUUGAGAAAAUGUUCAGGCCAGGGGAAUGUUUGAAACACAUGCUAGUCUCCAUUGAUCCAGGGCUGCUUCAGGUAGAUGGUGGUGGACAACUGCUGAGCACUCUACAGACCAUGGAGGUUAAGUGUGUGAUAGGAAGUCAGACUAUUCCCCACAGUAUGACCUGGAGGAGAAGACAGGCUUGUAUUGCAGGGCAGCUGAUGAAUGAAAAGACUGACUGGGUGGAUGAGCCUCACGUUUUGAUCUAUAUUCCACUGGAGGAGUUUGUAUCUAUGGUUUACAACUCUAAACAGGAGGUACAAGGUGCUUCUACUGAAGGCCAUACAACAUUACAGAGCUUUGCUCAUGGUAUUCUUCAGAAAAAUGCAAGUAGGAUUCCAUGUUUUGUUGUUGUGGAGUUGGAAAGAUAUUUCAGGCCACAGAAGAAGCAACGGUCACAGAAGAAGCACCAGCAUACAGUGCUGAAUGAAGAACAUGGCAGACAGAGAAAGGCAAAGGGCUGUGACCAUCAUUUGCCUUUAAUAUCACGAGCAGAUGUUGAAUUAGCCCUAGUGCACUUACAGCUGUCUGUCGGCACUCAGUUCCAAUUAUUGGAAACUUGGAAGGAGUUUGCAGAUUAUAUCAGCAUGUUCACCAAAGCUGUAGCUGAGGCCCCUUUCAAGAAAGCUCGGGAGAACAACGGAUUGUCUGUGUAUUUGACGAAUGAUGGUUCCAGAGGGGUAAAAGUGGAUCGUUCGGUGAAUGGUCUCCUGUGUGUUUGGAAGAAACAGAUCCAGCAAUUAAACAGAGUUAGCUCUGAGAUGGCAAAUGCUAUUGUGUCAGUCUAUCAGUCACCAUGGUCACUUAAACAGGCAUAUCAAUUGUGCAGCUCGGAGCGAGAGAAGGAGAAUCUGCUUGCUAAUAUUCCUGUUCGACGUGGAGAAGGAACAACAUCAACAACGCGAAGGAUUGGGCCUGAGCUCUCGAAACGAAUCUAUUUGUUGAUGACUUCAGUGGAAUCUGAAACAUUUCUUGAAUAACAGUGACAAAUCGCCAGCGCCUGUCGCGGAAGUGUCUGAAACCAUUUAGCUUUUUGAUUCCUUUCCGUGGAAUGCUGUCAUCAUCAAAUGGCAGGCCAAAGGUCUUAAGAGAUUUGUAGUUUCACACUAGGAGGGUUGUAUAGAAAUCAGUUACCACAUUUUAAGUUAUUACCGUAGCUGUAGUAGUUUCAGUACACUAAUGGCUGAUGUACAAUUCUUCAUUGGUUCAGUUUUAUUGGAGAAUUAUAGUUUUCCUACACUGUUUUGAGUUGUGAAGACAUUUACCUCCACCACUCAAUCAGCACAUGAACUGGUUAAUAAGACUUUUUUAAAAAUUAUUUUUGCUACUUAUUCCUUGAUGAGAAGACAGGUGAAGAAUUCCUUCUUGGGGCCCUCACUAAGGCUGCCACAAAACCAGGCAAUGGGAGAGAGAGAACAGUGCCCUUCCUCACUUUUGGGGCCUCGCAUUAAAUUCUGUGCUCACCUGAGCUGCUUGAACUCCUGAAAACUGGCUGGUUCUUCGACCUAGCUCAUGGGUUAGUCCAUGUCCCAUGUCCAGGAUAUUCACUCACUGCCCUUGUAUCUUAUGAGUGCUAUGUUCUCAGUGCCACACGCUGUGAAAGACACUGCAGGCAUUUACCAGGGGAUAUGAAACCACUUGUUAUCUGCUUGAUCUUAUGCUGCUCAGAUUCACCAUCUACGUGAAGCUGAAAAUUACUGGUACUCAUCAGUCCUUUGAGAGGAUAUAAAGCUACCUGCCGUUGCCACUGCUAUCUCCUCUUGUUACAUAUCUGUGAAACGCUCACCAGAUUGUUGUACAAGUAUAAUAGAUGCUACAGAGUGUAUCAGUGUUAUUGGAGGAAGUGCAAGAUGAAUAAAAUGCUGUAGUGGCUGCCUGAUGGCGUUGCAUCCGAGCUUUCAAGUGUACUUAGCAUCAUGUUUCUGGAUCUGAGGGAAACAAGAUAUUAUAAUAAAACACUAAAUCUUCCACAAGGUCCCUCGCUUCCACACCUUAGCAAGCAGCAUUAAAGGCAUAAGAUGGAUAAGGACUGAUGGACACAACUAAAUCUUUAUUCCCUUUCCGUAGUCUCUGGAACAGUAUUACCAUUAGCGACAGGCUGUUCUCCCUUUGGUGUCACAGUGGUAAUAGUAACUCCAGCCUCUGGGUCUACUCGCACUAUGAGACCUAUUGUGCACAUUUCUGCAGAUAUGAAUAUAGUUAAUGCAAGUACUGUCUCCUGAUGUCUAUGGCAAGUCACUCUAUAAAUUUGCUGUAAUCAUAAGAUGAAGCAGCUAUUUUGCCAUCUUGGAGCAUCAGUGCAGCACCUCCCUACUGCAAACUUGGCUCUCAGAUGCCUGAUAAAUGAAUGCCUCAUGUUAGCAUCACCUGGUGCUGCCCCAAGCAUGGAUCUACCACCUAGCCUUAUUGCCUAACACUGUGUUUUCAGUUGCCAAUUAUUGAUGCUACACCGUUUUCCAGAUUCUGCAGGCCUUUACAUCUCCCUGUACUGGAUUAAUGUUCUGGCUGCAGCUUUGUUGCUGCGCACAACAUGUGCCACCUCUGGCUAUGCUUUCUUGAUGUCACAUGCUAGCCUCCUCAUUCCAUCUUGUGGAAAGAUAAACAACCUCCAGAAGUACCUAAGGGAGGUGUCACUGAAACAUGAGGUUGUCUUAUCUCCUCCCUCUGGGUUCAAGCAGGCAGACUACUGCACAGCUAUGUUUUAAAAAUCCAUCUCUGCAAGAGCUUAUAGCAUUUUGACCCACCAGCCAGUAUUAAUUAGAUGGUUCCCUCUCUGACAGCCUCUUAAUUGACGUCUGAUCAUAAAGUGCAGGCAGGCUAAGUUCUGCUGCUUGCCAGGUGUGCUGAUGACAUGUUUCCAUCUGGAUUUCAGUCUUCCACAGUUCAGUUCUGACCUGCAUUUAGGAGUGGGUAAGACUGUUUAGGAACAAAAACUUUGAACAAGUAGUAUAGCCAUUUCAUCUUUUUACAAGGGAAUAUUUCUCAAAAUUCACAAACUAUAGAUGAGGCGUAAAAUCUAAACACAAAAAUAAAUUUAAUAUGCCACAUUGUUGGAUUUGUUUAUGGAUUGGGUAAUAUAAUCAGUAUCCUUUGUUUUAAUAUUGGAUGAGGACAGUGUCUAAACUGCCAAGAUGGUUGACGACAUAUGAUGGGGAAGAGAGCUUGGGUUUACUGCUCCUUCAAACUCUGCCUUACAGGAACAGCGUAAAUUGCAUAACAUUACCCGUCCCAUCUCUGAUUUCCUUCAGCAACCCCUUAGUUACUCCAGCUCCUCAGCCCUCCUUCUGCCUUGCAUCUUCAUUCUAACCAUCCUGUCAAUAUGUUUGAUUCUCUCCUUCCCCACCCUGUCAUUAUCCUUUCUGCUUCACGUAUCAUUGCGCACAAACUCUCUUCCUCCACCCUCAUUUCUGUCCUUGCAGAAUCCCCACAGUGUGAAACAGGCCAUUCAACCCAACAAGUCCACACGAACCCACUGAAAAGCAUCCUACCCAGAUCCAUCCCCCUACCCUAUCCUGGUAACACUGCAUUUCCAACGGCUUACGCAUCUAACCUACACAUUUCUGAAACCUAUGGGUAAUUUAUCCUAAUCUGUACAUAUUUUACUGUAGGAAGAAACCAGACCACCUGACGAAAACCCACAAAGACUCUGGGAGAAUUUGCAAACUGCACACAGACAGUCACCUGAGGCUGACAGUCGAACUCUGGUCCCCGGUGCUGUGAGACAGCAGUCCUAAUCCUUCCUCCAACCCUUUUCUUUCCAACUCACCUCGCCCACUUUUUGAGGACGUUGGGACCAAUUCUAGGACAUGGGACACAUAUUCCAAAGAGGCAAGUUGCAAGCCACUUGAACUGAGUCUAAUGCAUUAUGAUGACGUUCACCAGUGUGCUUGGGAGUGAGGGUAUUCAAUGAUAUUAGAGAAAAAAAAAUCAAAUUAGAUAGGAGCAGACUACGAAGAACUAGGAGUAAUGAACAACCAGGUUUACAAUGCAUAUGUCUCAAAGCAAAAAAUGGAGUGAAAACAUUUGGUGAGCUAAAAACAGUAGUAGCUUUGUAGUAGUGAUGGAAGCUCUGCUUCAGAAUGAUGAGGAUUGGCCGUUACAUUUUUGAAUAUUAUGGCCUGGAUUUUUGCAGAGUUGUGGAAAUGAUCAAACUUGCAAAAUUGUGGAUAGGACCCAGUUUUGGAAGUUCUGCCUCCAUUCCUAGGUCCAAUUUUUACUCGUGUGAUGUAUCACUAUCACAAAGAAGCUCGAACUGAGCACUGAAUUCAAAACGUGCCUGUUAAGUUCAAAUAGACUCUAUUUUGCAAGUGAAUGUGAAUCCACAGUAUUAAAAUCAAGCAUUUAUGGAGUAUACAUGAAAGCUUCUGAAAGGUUGAUAACUAUCAUGAUGUGAAGGUUUUCAAAUGUCCACUUUCUUAAGCACUAAAAAAAGUACCUGGCUGCAGCUGUCGGUAUAUGUUAGAAAAAAAGUUGCUUAGACACCGGAUGCAACAACUGUCCGAGCGAUUUAAAAAGUAAAAGUAGUGCAUAUUUCCAAGAGGAGUGUUGCAAAUGCUUGUCUGACAUUCAAAAAUGUACAAGUAUUUCAGCAAAUAUUGAGCUCACAGCUCUAAUGAAGAGUCAUCUAGGCUUGAACCAUUAGCUUGUUCUCCCUGCAUGGUUGCUGCCUGACCUGCCGUGACUUCCAGCAUUUUUGUGUUUUGAGUUCAGAGUUUGUUUGGCUGUUAGAGGUUAUUAAGAGUUUAGCUACCUUUUGAGGUGUAAGCAGAAUAAUGUAUGAUUAUUCAUUACCAGUUAAUCCACAAGUACUUCAAAUGGAUUGCCAAGAUUUGGAGAUUAUCUAAUAUUUGUAGGCUUCAAAUUUUUUUAAACAUGAUUUACGAGGUCUGUCUGUAGUGGACACUGGGUGAGUUGACAUGGAGGAUAAAAUAUCCAACGAGGUGGAUAGGUUGGCAUGAAAGAUAUAAGAAACCUUUGUCCUGUGGUAGGCACUUCAUCAAAACAACCCUUUCUAUUAACAAAUGUUUAAAAAAUACAUGGUUGGGAUACAAAUACCCUUCUUUCUCUCUCUCACCGCUAGCUCCCUGAGCUGAGGUGAGGGGGCUAUUUUGAGGAUUUUCUACUGAAGUGAGUCUAGCGAGAGAUUCCAAAUGUGUGUCCAGAAUAGACAGGAGAGGUGAAAAGGGAGGGUGGGGAUGGGAACAUUCAUUGAAGGGAUAACAUUGUAGUGUUAGAAAAGGAGGAUGCCCUUUAGGGGCAAAAAUAAUUACCCAAUUAAUUAAUUGGAUGUUAAUUACCCAAUUAUCGUUUGGGAUUAUGUUAGAGUAAAGGUUCUAAAAUCUGUUCAAGAGAUCUUGCUCAACCAGUUUCUUUUUCUCAGGCUGACUAGAAAGAAAGAAUAACUAGACCUAUUGCUGGGCAAUACGGUAGGUCAAGCGAACAAAGAGUCUGUGGGGGAAGCACUUGAUUAAGAAUGACAUUCAUGUCGUGAAAUUCAGAUUGGGGGAAACAAAAACAUUGAGCAUUAAUUUCGAAUUUUUAAAUUGAAGGAUGCAAAAACAUCCCAGCCAAGAGUAAAAUGGAACUAAUGUUUGAAAGGAAAGUUGUUACAAAACAGUGAGUGCCCUUUAAAGAGACAUUACAGGUACAGAUGAGGCACAUCUGAACAAAAUGUAAAGAAAAGGAAUAAAAGCUAAGAUUUCUUGAAUGACGAAAGUGUUGUUGAAUAAGAUGUAAUGAGGUUUAUAAUGCAAGUUGGGUCAUUAUAUUGUGAAAAGCAGAUCAAAUAUAAUUAUCUAAUUCAACUUGAAAAAAGAAAAUAAGACUGGCAAAGAGACUAAAAGGAUAGAUGGAAAUGAAUAGACAGCUAACCCCUAAAUACUCUAUCAGCACAUAGAGAUAAACAGAGAAAAAGAGGGUACAAUAUGUCUUAGAGGGGCACCUCAGGGCAAGCACAAUUAAUUUUUGUAUCAGUGUUUACGAAGAGAGAUUUUAAAAAUGUAUGGAGAUAAUAGAGGUAAUGGUUGGAUGAAAAUUGACAGCCAGAGGAUAACUACAGAUUGGAGAUAGCCGAAUGCUUGCCUUAAUUUUCCCAAGAUAUAGGUGAUCUUGCAGAACAUUGAAAAGUGGCAAAUGUGACACCCUUGUUCAAGAAAGUUGAAAGCAUUCCUCGUAAAUACAAGCUGGUUAGUUUAAUGUACAGGGUUUAUGGGGAGGAGUAUGGUGGAGUGGAUUUUAGAAACAAGAAUGCAAGAAAAACUUAAUGGGUAUCUUAAGAAGUUUGAGUUAAUUAAGGACAGACAGCAUAGAUUUAUUUGGCGAAGUAACAGACCUUUGAUGAAUGCACUAUUAUGACUAUAUAAUCAUGACAUCUGGUUGGGUGUGGUGGAGGCUCCAAAUUGGCGACAGGAUGAGGUGCUUUGUUUUCCAUGCAGCACUCUGAAGUAAGUGGUCAAGGAUGGCAGAGCAGAGGUGUGAGUGAGUGGAAGGGAGGGUGAAAGAGGGAUAGAGAGGGUUGGAGGGAGGGACUGACAGGCAGAGAGCAUACAUGUGAAAGUGGAGGAGAAGAGUGUGGCAAACAUUCACUUUCCUAUCUCCCCAAAAACCUAUCCAUAAAGUAGACUGGGAGAGGGGAAACCUAGCUGAAUCACUUUGCUUCUGGCUGCAACUUACAUGGUUUUCUCUGCGGCCAGCUGUGUAUGUGCCACCAAAAUGCAAGUAUGAUGUCAUUUAUAUCCCCUUGCUUGGCUCAACUUCAAUCACCUUCCCUUCCCUGGUGAUAUGGAUUUGGGGCCAAAUAGAUUUCUUUUUAGCCCUGAAUCUUAACUAAAAAGGUGAUAAUCAGGUUUUCUUAAUUGUACUUGUUGACAUUUUUUAUUUUAAUCACAUUUUUAAAAUUUAUUUAAAUUAUCAAUGUAUUUUGUUAUAAUUGUUUUUCUUUGAAAUUCAUUCUUACUGUUAUCCCAAACCUUAUUUUUUUGAAAUUUGCUCACCAGACUGCCAAGUGAGUGGAAAAAUUGAAAUGUGACCCUCCAUGCAAAAAGUUUGGAUAAUUCUGAUUUUGCAGGUGCAGUGGUGAUUUACUGGAAUGGUUACCUUUGCAUUAACUAAGGCAAUUAAAAUUUGCAUCAUGCUUGUACUAUCAUUAAAGAAUCAGUGUCUAAGUCAAUCCAGCUCACUCCUCCUUGCCACAACAGAUAAAAUUUUGAGUGUCCUUCAACAAUUGUUCCAAUCCAGUCAAAUUUUCCUGGGAUCAAUUACAUUAGCAAGGCAGGCACACCUCGAUGAUUCUCUUCCUUUAAAUCUUGAAGACUGCUUGUCUGACUUUUGUCUCUUUUGAACAGAAACCAAACUCCUAAAGGCAUCCUGCUUGAUCUCUAAUAGAAUAGUUUUUUCCUACGUUUCCAUAGCAGUAGUUUCUUUGACACUAUGUUCCAGCUGCAGCUAUCUUUCUUCUGAGAUACUGUGAAAAGUGCUAAAACUGCCACUUGAUAACUCAGUGAGUUUGUUAUAGUUUCUGUCCCGAAGCAACUGAUCACAUUGAGUUUUCUCCAAGCGUGAAGUUUUUACCAGUAUUUCACUAUCUACCUUUCUGAAAUAUUCUGCCAUACAUACUAUAAGAUAAAGGGGAUGUUAUAAAACUCUUGUAAAGUUCAGCAAAAAUGACAAAUGUUAAAUUUGAACUGUCAUAUAACAUACUUCUGCAAAUGUUAUGAAUAAAAUUUAUUUUUAAAAAUAAA